UAAUUAUUAAGUGACAAUAAUGGUAUGAUUUUGAAAAAAAUAAAAUAAAAACCACAGUAAAGUCAAAUGAACCAUUAUUUAAAUGCUUCUUUCUCUUUCUAACAGUUUUCAGCACAAUCAUAAACUCACUUCCGUACUUCUACUAUCUGGGCCCUACCUGGGCCUUUGCCAUGAUAAUUGAUAAAUAGCCCAAACUCAAAUCUCGUGAAGAAAUUAAAUGCCCCAAGUGCAAAAUUAGUCCUUCGUAUCCAAUUUAUUUCAUUUUCAUUUCAUUCUCGUGAGUCCUUUAUUACCUCUCAAACUUCUGCAUGCACAUUUACUCCACCUUCAUCCACAUAUAUAUAAACGUUACACCCUACUAAAUUACCAAUUUCUCAACCUCAAACUCACCAAAAAAUUUAAAAUACUCCCUCUCUUAAAAAAAUAUGGGCUUUUUUCCUACACUACACACUACUACAUUACUCAUUCUCUGUCUCCUAAAUUUUCCCUUAUCCAUUUUACCAUCUACCGCUAUAAUGUCCGAUUCCACUCCCCCAUCGGCCUUAGUCGAUGCCCCUCAAUUGGGUUUUACCAUGAACAAGAACGGGGCUCGUACUGAUACUCAUGAACAAAAGGCGGUAUAUGAUAUCAUGAUAGCUACCGGGAACCCAUGGGCAACUGAAAUACCCGACGUGUGUCGUGGCCGUUGGCACGGUAUUGAGUGUAUGCCUGAUAAAAAUAAUGUGUACCAUGUGGUUUCCCUAUCAUUCGGGGCGUUAUCGGAUGAUACCGCUUUCCCUACGUGUGACCCGACCCGAUCAUACAUAUCCAAGUCCAUCACCAAGUUGCCUUAUCUUAGGACCUUAUUUUUUUACCGUUGCUUGAGCAACACCCCUCAGCCCAUUCCAGCUUUUUUGGGCCGUUUAGGCCCAUCUUUACAAACAUUAGUGUUAAGAGAAAAUGGGCUUGUUGGCCCAAUUCCAAGUGAGUUGGGUAACUUGACCCGGCUAAGGGUACUCGACUUGAGCCGGAAUAAUCUCAACGGGUCGAUACCGUGGUCUUUGGGUCGGGUUAUUGGGCUAAGGUCAUUGGAUUUGAGUGGGAAUAGGUUAAUGGGCCAAAUACCCAAUUUUACGCUCCCUUCUUUGAAUGUCUUAGACCUUAACCAAAAUCUAUUAUCCGGCCCAAUUCCUUCAAAUAUUGGGCUUAGCCAAUCUCUAACCAAAAUGGACCUUAGCCGAAAUAGGCUUUCUGGCCCAAUUCCAGAUUCAAUCUCGGGCCUAAAAGACCUUAUUCUAAUGGACCUUAGCUUUAACAGGCUUACAGGCCCAUUUCCAAAUUCUUUCAAAAACCUUGAUUCUUUACAAGCUCUAAUUUUAAAGGGCAACCCUAUGAUAUCCACUAUAAUUCCUAAUAAUGCUUUAGAAGGCAUGAAAAAUUUGGUCACUUUGAUACUAUCCAACAUGAAGUUGCAAGGCCCUAUCCCUAGCUCCUUGGCCCGACUCCCAAAAAUUCGGGUCAUCCACAUAGACGGUAACGGGCUAAACGGGUCGAUACCGGAUAGUUUUCAAGGCUUAAAAACCCUUAGUGAGUUAAGAAUAAAUGAUAACCAAUUAAGUGGACCGCUUCCUCUAGACAAGGAUAUGUUGUGGAAAAUGGGCAGGAAACUUAGGUUGUACAAUAACUCAGGGCUUUGCUUCAAGUAUGCAAACAAUGGCGAUUUCGCGGGUGAUUCGGAUUUGUUGAUGGAAUGGGGCAUUGGAUGCUGUAGUGUACAUAGAGCAGGCAUGGCAAGAUCAGUAGAGCAUACACUAAAAAGUAGGAACAAUAUUGUGGAAAAUAUGCCAACAUUAGUCAAUAAUUCAUCAACAAUAGUCCAUAAAUAUUGGGUGCUUCACUUGUUAUGUCUUCUAUUUGUUGUGUGGUCAUAGUCUUAUAGAAGUGGUUUAGAAAUGUUUUUAGCCACUUAUAGUGUGUAUAUGCUUUGUAUAUAUAGUAUAGUUGAAUCAAAAUAUCUACUUUGCUCUAUAAUAGAUUUGUGUAAUUCUUUGUUCUUUUUGUC
Messenger RNA from Chenopodium quinoa (quinoa), 2041 nucleotides. Its product is annotated as protein TOO MANY MOUTHS-like. NCBI's taxonomy places the organism in Eukaryota, Viridiplantae, Streptophyta, Magnoliopsida, Caryophyllales, Amaranthaceae. The record is from RefSeq and is a predicted model, not a curated record. Bases 426 to 1910 code for a protein of 494 amino acids. The transcript has a single exon. Gene Ontology annotation, molecular function: protein binding.